GUGUGGAUAUUCGGUGACGUCUGGUGCCGCAUAUGGCUUGCUGUCGAUGUGUGGAUGUGUACAGCAUCAAUAUUGAACCUAUGUGCAAUUUCUCUUGAUAGAUAUGUAGCUGUUACGCGUCCUGUUACCUAUCCAAGUAUAAUGUCGACGAAGCGCGCCAAGUCGCUGAUUGUUGGAAUUUGGGUGCUAUCAUUUGUUAUUUGUUUUCCGCCACUAGUCGGUUGGAAGGAGCAAAAGCAAUUAGUGCAAUCCACAUAUAUACGUGGAAAUUACACACUUUUUCCUUCAACCACCGCAACAUUGGCAUCGGUGCAACAUCAACAAACACAGCAGCCAAAACAAUAUCAGAGCAAUGAAAAAAUUGUUUUAACGGAGACAACUUCAGUAAUGUCGAUGACAGCUGCAGAUGGUUUUAACUAUCAUGACUCCGCUUUUGUGGCCCUGGAGAGUGAAGAAUUCAUGGAUGGUACAAUGCCUGCGACACUUUUCUACGGGAAGCCUUUGUGUGACUCGAAGUGUGAAUUAACUAAUGAUCGCGGCUAUGUAGUGUAUUCGGCGUUGGGCUCCUUCUAUAUUCCAAUGCUUGUGAUGCUCUUUUUUUAUUGGCGCAUAUACCGGGCGGCUGUGAGAACAACGCGGGCUAUCAAACAAGGAUUCAAAACCACUAAAGGAUCCAAGGGCAUCAGUUCGCGCUUUGACGAUCAGCGCCUAACGUUGCGAAUUCACCGAGGCCGUAGUGCGAACCAGCACGAUUCCACACAUAGUAAUGGCAGUUCUCAGAGUACUACUACCACACUGGGGACACCAUCUCCUGAACGUCUUUCAAAGUACACUACACGACGUCCACUCCAACAUGAUAAAAUUAAGAUAUCUAUUUCCUAUGCAUCCAGUGAAACUAUCAACGACCUAAGUAAUAGCGAACCAACUGGUAUACGUGAACAUCAAUCAUCCGGUAGUGGGAGCAUGCUUUGCGCGGUGCACUACAACUCAGCCAAAGGCACUGAAACCACCGAAUCAAAACUCUUAGCCCAACAGAAAGGCAAUAACUCAUAUUUGCAAGUUCGUAAGAUUAUUGGAGAAACUGAUAUAAGCCAACACCAUAUGCAGCAGCAAUUGCAAUAUCAGAAUAAGAAAAUCGGUCGCCGAAGUAUCAAAACGCAAGUUAAACGUUUUCGAAUGGAAACGAAGGCUGCAAAAACACUUGCCAUAAUUGUAGGACUCUUCAUUUUAUGCUGGCUGCCAUUUUUCACCAUCUAUGUUAUUCGGGGGUUUUGCCAAGACUGCAUUGAUCCUCUACUUUUUUCCAUUCUUUUUUGGCUGGGUUACUGUAAUUCCGCCGUAAAUCCAAUGAUUUAUGCACUUUUUUCAAAAGACUUUCGCUACGCUUUUAAGCUCAUUAUUUGUCACUGCUCCUGCUCACAAGAAAGCAUUUCUUUGAAGAGUAUUCGACGAGGUAGCGACAUGUCGGCGGGGCGUAUUCGAGAACGUACUCCCAGCAUCACACCCAGCGCAGCUGCGCAUUCAUUAGCCGACGAAAGUGAAUUACAUUAUUCAUUAAGUAGUGAUCACAGAUGACGAUCGUUGGGAACUAGUUUAAGCUCACAGAGUAGUUUGGGAUUCCGAAAGACCAGUUUGAAUGACCCACUGUACGAAGGUUGUUAUCCGCUGGUGAUGAAGUCCUCGCCGAGUUCUUAUAUGAGCCCAUAAUCGUAAUACCUGUUCCAGUGCUGGAUCUGAUGAAAAUGGCAGAGUCAUUCGCAGGCUUUUAUAGACAGCGCUAAAAGCGACUGUCAAUAUUUUGAUUUGGCACAAAAAAUAAAGAAAGCAUUUAACUAUUUUGAUACUUUGGAUGAAUUUUUUUAAGAAACACGGAAUUAUAAAUAAUAACAAAUUUGUUUAUGAAUAAAAGUACAAAUGUAUGUACAUAUGUAUUUAUGUAUGUAUGUAUGUAAUGGCCCAGUGGGAAAAAGUAAUGCACGCCCCGAGACAAGCCAUAGCACAUCAACAUUUUUACCAGUUUUGACUACUUUUUUUUUAAUUGUCAUUAUUUUUAUAUAAAAGUAUAGCUCUUUACCUAACAAACACCAUAUAAAUCUAAAUUUCAGACUUUGUACAUACAUUAUAAACAUUCCACAAACUUUUCC
This is a messenger RNA of Rhagoletis pomonella (apple maggot), 2144 nucleotides long. RefSeq names its product octopamine receptor Oamb (gene Oamb). Gene Ontology annotation, cellular component: membrane. Gene Ontology annotation, molecular function: G protein-coupled amine receptor activity. Lineage: Eukaryota; Metazoa; Arthropoda; Insecta; Diptera; Tephritidae. The record is from RefSeq and is a predicted model, not a curated record. Gene Ontology annotation, biological process: adenylate cyclase-activating adrenergic receptor signaling pathway.